Molecule: messenger RNA, 8936 nt
Organism: Cinara cedri
Lineage: Eukaryota; Metazoa; Arthropoda; Insecta; Hemiptera; Aphididae
Source: the annotation of a GenBank genome assembly
UUAUUAUAUAAAUCUAUGAUCUAAUAAUAAUCUUUAUUAUCUAUGGUAAUAACAAUCGUUAUAAUCGUGAUGGUUUUAUCAUAUUAAUUCCAAUAACGAGAUAACGAACAAAUUUGAUUUGAGGUUAUGUAUCAUAUCAGUAGAUUGUGAUGAUUUUGAAGGCAUGUUUUUGUUUUGAAUUUUUCGCUAAACUCGUCUUAUUUUGUUAAUUGUUUUGACAUAAUUUUUUUUCAUAUUAAUCCACAAUGAAACAAAUAUUUAUUGAAAAGUGUUUAUUAUAUGGCGAUACACAUUCUAGUUUAUAUAAUGAACUUAUUAUUUCAGGUAACUAUAAAAUCUAUUUCGAAAUACUUUUACUUAUAUUUACAUUGGGUACCUAUUCAAAAUUUGUUUUUCAGACAAAAUUGUAUCGAAUGAAAUGAAAAAUGUUCUCAAAGGUGACUAUGUAAGUGUUCUAGAGAACGAUUUGUUUUUGUGUCUGUAUAAGGAAUUUGGAAGUCUGAGCAAAUCGAAUUUUGGUUCAAAUGUUAUAAAACAUUUAAGGAAUUUCUUAGAAUUGAAUCCACUGGAGUAAGUAUUUAGUAGUUAGUUUUAAUGAAAAAUCCCCAAGUUGAAUAACCAUACAUUUAUGGAUUCAUUUUAUCUCCAUAAUUUGUAUAGGUACUCUUUUUUAGUUCCUUUUUCAAAAUAUAUAGGUUUCAAAAAUAUUUUCUAAAUAUGUUCACUAGGUAAACAAGACAAAUUUGUCUUGUUUAAUUUUGUGGUUAGCUUCAAUUAUUUAUAUAUAGUUACUUAGGUAGUUCAUUAAAUAAUUAUACUACAACUGAUUAGGUACAACAAAUAAAACAAAAUGUUAUAAUAACAUAAUUAUUUAACAUAGAAACAAAAGUUGCAACCCCAUUCAAUGAACAAUGCUUGCAUGUGAAUAAGCUGAGUUACAAGUAAUUAAUAUAAUAUUAAAAUUAGUAACUUCUAUAAAAUCUUUAUAUUGUGUCUUUGUGAGAUCGAUUUUAGAAGUAUGGGGCUUUAGUGUGGGAUCCAGUUACAUUGUGUGGUAUGAAGCAAGUUGAUCGGGUUCAACGAAAGUUUCUGAACUUUGCAUUAUACGCAUUAAUGAUUGAUCACCCAUCCCAUGACAACACACCAGUUAUGAAUCAGUUAGACCUGGAUACUUUAGUGGAAAGAAGACUUGUAGUGUAUUUAACCUUUCUUAAGGGCCUUAUUGAUGGUGUUAUUUUAUUCCCAGCAGAUGUAUAUUCAGUUCCAAUAUACACUAUCAAUUUUGCAAAAAUAGCUAUUAUACACAAUGAUGAAUUUACCAAAUAAGGAUCUUUAUUAACUUAAAUACAAAUAUUUUUUUUAUUAUUAUUGUUUUUGAAUUAAUUUGAAUAUUUUUUUAUUUUUUUUAUUUGUAUUUUCAGUAUAUUACAUUGAUUUGAGCAUAUCCCGUAUUAUAUGAAAAUAAAAUAAAAUAUUGAAUAAAAGUAAAAUUAUGUAGAAAUAAAUAAACAAAUAACUCAUAAUAUAUGAGUAUAAUAAUAUUAGGUGAUCUAUUUAAGUAGGUACACUCAUUAUUUCAGAAAGUAAUAAGUAUUAACUUCUUCCAGAAUUUGUUUUCUAGAAGAUGCUUCUUAUUUAAGAAACGAGCAGUUCUAUAAUUUUAUAUUUAUGUUAUUUUUCAUCACCCUCAUUUCUAGGGGUAAAAACACUAGUUACUUUUGAUUCUAAAAUGGCAAAAUAUGUUAAAAGCACAUAAAUAGAUGGAAAAUUAAUUUUAGUGUUAUUGAUCAACAUUUUUGAUUCUCAUCAAUCUGUUGACGAGAUAUACUACUUUUAAUUUUAGGAUGAAUAAGAGUAGUGGUGCAUUAUUAACAUGCCGCGCGCGGUACCACUACAGUAAUGAUACUCCACUACUCUCCGCCUUCCCAUAUUUAAAAAUGAAAUAUCUCAUCAACGAAUUGACAGAAACCAAAAAUUUCAACCCUAAAAUUUACUUUAACUAAUAUUCCAUAUAUUUAUAUAUUUAUGGGCUUUUAAAUAUACGUUCCCAUUUGAAAAAUAGGUAAUUAUUUUAUCCCCAUAAUAAGGACGACAAAAAAUAAAAUAAAUAUCGAAUUGUAGAACUACUUGUUUUUUAAAUGUUUUAGAAAACAAAUUGCAAAAAAGUUAAGAAUUUCUGAGAUAAUGAGUGUACCCACUUUAAUAGACCACCUGGUAGAUUAAUAAUAUUAUAUUGAUUGAUUCACAAAUGAAUGUGAUUAGAUUGUAGACAAUUUAAAAAUAGACAGCAUUUUAAAACCACCAAAUUAUUUAUUUAAAGUUUUUUAAUGAUAGGAGGUUAGAUUCUUAACACAUAUAUAUUUUGAUUUAUUUUUUCAGAAAUAAUACAAUUUUUAUAAUUGGCAUAGCUUGUUAUCAAUUAUUCAUACAAGCAAAUUGGACUGGACCUUUGUUAUCAAAUAUGUAUGUUGUAUAAAGUUGAGUUAUCGUAUUAAAUAUUUAUACUUCAUAUUAUUUUUAGAGACUUGGAGAGUUGGGGUACAAGUACUGAAGUAAUAGAAAGCUUAGUUAGUGAUUUGGAUUGUGUGUCUAGAAAAGUAUUACAUCCGGAACUCUUAGUAUUUUCUUAUGCAAUUUUUAGCAUUGAGCAAAUACAUAUUUCUGUAAGCACUUUAUAUACUUAUUAUAAAUAUUAUUAACUUUACAGUUAGUAUUUUUUUUUAUUUAAGUUUAUAUAUAUUUUAGACACAGACUUGGUGGCAAAUAAGAAUGCUCUCAACAUUACAAUCAUUACUAAAUGAAUUAUCAAAUGAUAUAAAAAAUAUUUUAGAAAAAUCUUUUGAAAAAAUGGAAAUGAUCAAAUGGGAAACCAACGAAGAAGAAGCAUUGUUCAGGUUAGAACAAUGUAAAAUUUAUCUUACACAUUAUAGUAAUGUUUCAAAAAGUACUAGUUAUUUGAAUACAGCAAUGAAUUUAUUGGGGUUAGAGCAUUCUCUUGUUGGUAAGUCAACAUAUUACCAAAACAUAAUAUUAUUUUGAAAAUUAAUUGUUUUAAGGUGCAAUGGGCAAAAGAACCAAAUUUCAAGUAAAGGAGCUUGCUCAGUUAACUUUAAAUAUAAAUUCACUUUCAACAGAAAAUGGUACACACUUUUUUACACAUACAUGCAAUUAUUUACCUAAAGUAAGUUGCUGGAAUACUACUAAAUAAUAUUAGUGUAAUAUUGUGUUAUUUUUCUAAGGAUUGUGUGUUAGAUGAUGAAAACCGUUUACCAGAUAUCAAGUUUAAUGAUGAAAGUAAUAGUACAUUCCCCAAGUUAAAUAGUCUUCAACAAGCGGCCAUCUUAAAUUCACUGUAAAAUAAAUGAUAAUGUAUAUGAAUUAAACACAUUUCUUUAACUAAUGGUUUUUAUUUGUUUAAAGUAUACUGGAACAAAAAAGUAAACCCAAAGAUGAUCUCCAAUUUGAAGAAUUGCAGCCAUAUAUAAGGGUAAUUGUUUGCAUAUUUGUAUUAUUAUUGUGUUACUGAGAUCUUUUUUAUAUAGUGUUUAGUGUCACAAAACUCUGUGUGGAGUAUUCAUGUAUCAACUUUGCUUCAACGAUCUUUACUAGAAAAAGAUAGCAGAAGAUCAGUUGAACGAGCAAUGCAACAAAUUGAAGUAAAUAUUAAUUUAAAUAUAAAGAUACUGAAAAAAAAUAAUAGCUAAAUAUCAUAAAAAAUUAGUGUUGUUGUGAAUCCUAAUUUUUAAAGUCGAACCGAACCAAACUUCUUAAAAAUUAACGAACCCAAACUAAGCUGCUCUUUUAAAAUACUUUAUUGAACUCAAAUUUAAACCUAAGAAAUUAAAAAAGGUUAUCCUGUGGGUUGGUGGCAGAAGUUAUAUAUUUGUAUGAAAUUUAAAAAAAUAAAUUAUAUGAGACCCACUAAUGUGAAAAAAUAUAAUUUUUCUUUUUCAUAACGACCACCCUAUCCCACCACAGAACAUUGUAUUGGUGAUAAGUAACUCUGUCGUUUUAAUUUACAUAAUAUAAAUUAGUCUUAAAACUUUCGCAAUAUACUUUAUCAGAUAAUUUUUAUCUAAUCUGUGAUAAAACCGUAUGACAAUUUGAUGAGUUGUUCCAGAGAUUAUUCGAGUAUAAGAUUUUCAUAUUCACAUAUAUAUAGAUUAAUUAAACUACUAUAUCAAUAUUUAAGAAAUUAAAAAAAUAAUCAUAAGUUCUAUUUUUCAAUUAAUCUAAUAACUGUCAAAAAUAAAUAAAAAUGCAUAAAAUAUGUAUUAUUUAUUUGUUUAUACAUACAUUUGAUAGCAAUGAAAAAUCUCCAUUAUACACAAAUUUUAAGUCAAAUUAAGGUUUUAAAUUCAAAUUAAAUCAAUAGAAUAAGAAAGAAAUUAGAAGAAAACUUAUACUUUAAAAAAAAAAAUACAUCUAAACAGUAUUAAUUACUGGGGUGUGAGUUUCUUUAUGUUUAAAAUUCAAAAAUAUGUACAUAAAUAAUAUGUAUUUAUUUUUAACCAAAUAUGCAAUUAAAAAUACGAAAUAAUAUGUAAAAAAAUAAAAUUUUUUUAAUUCUUGAUAUAAAUGUAUAAAUAAAUACAUACUGUGUAUUUAUAUAUCAAUAUAAAUAUAAAAUAAUAUUAAACAGUAUCCAUCAGAUUGUUAUAAUUAAAUUAUACAUCAAAAUUACAUGUAUUUUAAUUUGAGUAUAGGACUCUUUCACCUUUCAAAUGUUGUCAAAGGUAAAUUGAUAUCAAUUAGGGCACAAUAUGUUUUUAUAGUAGAUAAAGGACUUCUUAGUGUUGUCAAAAGUUAUAGUAGUAAAUUUAAAAGUUUUUUAAUUCAUUAAUACUGAGUUCAAGAAAAGUUUGUGUAUUGCUGCCAUUGUGGAUAUUUACAAUAGCUUUAAUUGUCUUUAAACUAGGGUUUUGACUAAGGGCUUUUUCAACUUUUUUCUUGAUUUUUUGUCAAACUUUCCAGGGGCUUUUUUAAUUUGUUCACAGUAUCAUAACUAACAAUACCCAUGCUAUCAACCAGGAACAAGUUUUGAGAUUCAAGUUUCAUAAUAGAAUUAGCAAGGAAUGUAGUAUUGGAGGAAAUGUGCACUAAAUUAUUUCUCAUUAAAUUAGUUUUUAUCGAAUUAUUGGCAUUUUCUACUGAAAUGGGGUCCAUUUUGAAUUUUAAAACUACAUCUUCAAUGAUAUUAAAAUUGUAGCAGUAUCUCCGUACUGCUUCUCCAAGCACAUAAUAAAUAAUUUGAAUGAAGAUACAACAAUAAUUUUUUUUUUAAAUAACUGAAUAUUUAACAAAAAUAUAUUAGUAAGUACAAAUAUGUAAUAUCAGCCAUAGCUUAAACAAUCAGAUAGUCCUACAAAAUAUUUCUGUAAUAAAAUCAUUAGAUUAUUAUCAUUCGUGACAAAUAUGUAAAUUUAUACAACUUAUCCGCACCCUAGUAAUUACCUUAACAGAUAUAAUCAUAAUAGUUUAUUAUGUAUAUACAAAUAUGUAUAACAACUUAUUUGUAUGCCAUUAAAAAUACUUUAUUAACUAAGUAUUUGAAUUAAUGUUUUUUUUUUUUUUUUUUAGACUUUAGUAACCAAUUUAGAAACAACUAGCCCACCCAAUGUGGAUAGGUCAUAUUUAUUUCAUUGUUCUUAUGUUUCACCUUCUUGGCAACUUAAAGCAUAUUUGGGUAAUAUAAUGCUAUCAAUUGGUGCAAUCCAAAGUGCAUUAGAUUGGUUUUUAACUCUUGAUUUAUGGGAAGAAUGUGUUGCUUGUUAUAAUACUCAAGGCCUGAAACAUAAAGUAAAUAUUCUUACAUAGGUACAUCAUAAUUCUCACCGGAAUUUAGAAUUUAUGUUUUUGAAACGAUAAAUAUGAUUUUAUUAUAGGCUGCAGAAAUUCUCGAAAAAGAGUUGAAAUCCCCAAACCUUACUAUAGCUAAAACUAUUUUAAUUUUGUGUUUGCUUGGUGAUGCUACUGAUGAUCAAUUUCUUUAUGAGAAAGCAUGGAAGAUAUCUGGUUACCGAAGUAGUAGAGCACAAAAACAUUGGGCCUUUUAUCAUUACACUAGAAAAGAAGUAAGAUAUUAUUUUUUAAAUGAUUAUUAUAUCUAAUUUAAUUAUUGAUACUGUAAAAAUGAAACUAAAGAUAAUAUUAUUUUUUAGUGAAUGCCUUUUAAGUUUAAAUACAAUAUAUAUUAUUAUAUAGUAUAAAAUUAUUGCUAAUUAUUUUAUAAUUUUUUCUUAUAACCUAAAAAAAAGUAUUUUUGAAUAAAUAAAUAAUUUAAUUUUAAUUAAAUUUUAUUCUAGAAUAAAUAUAUUCUGCAAGAAAUUAAUAAGAUUUACUGUUAUUUUCAGUAUAAAGAAAGUAUUGAACACUUCAAAAGUUCUCUCCAAAUAAAUUAUUUACAAGAAACAUUAUGGUUUAGACUUGGUUUUGCGUGCAUGGUUGAAGAACGAUGGUUAGAAGCUGCAGAAGCAUAUAGAAGAUAUUGUGAACUUGAAGCUGAUGUAAGUAAUAAAUAAAUAAAAGAUUAUAAGUGUAUAUAAAAGAAUAGUUUGUAUAUUAAUAAAUAACAAAAUACAUGUUUAUGAUGACUGAUAAAUAGAACUAAACAUUUAUUUUAAUUUAUAUUCGUGUUUUUCAAUUUGUAACUCACCCAAUAAUAAAUGUUAUCUCAUAUCUACAACAAUAAAAUUCAUUAUUAAACAUGUACAUAGAAAAAUUGUAAUAAUUAUGUCAGCGAAUCUUAUUCAAUUAUACCUGUAAAAACCCGAUUGUUUAAAAUUUAAUUUUAAAAAGUUUAUUUUUAACUAUGAAGCUAUUAAUUAUUUUACAAUUAAGAUAUAGGUAUUUAAUUAAUUUGUUUUGUUAUUGACCAUAAUAUUAUUUUGUUUAUAAUUAGGAAUAAUUUGGAAAAUUAUUUAAACAAUAAAUCUUAAUCAAAUAUUUGUAUACUAUUUUAUCAAUUUAGUAUACAUUUUACCAUAUCGCAGCAGCAGAAUUAUUUAAAGUUAAUAUUCUUCUGUGCUUACAAAUGGUUACAUUAUAUUUUACAACAUAUGGGGAAACUAGCAAUUAAAGCUUCUUUUGCCUAGUUUUUGGUUGUUGGUAAUACAUUAAACAUAUCUUAUUAAUUUUAAUUUUAAAUCAAUUUAACUCUAAUAAUAUAUGAUUUCAAUUUAAGUGUUUUGAAGCUUGGAACAAUUUAGCAAAAUGUUAUAUUAAAAGUGGUCAGAAAUCAAGAGCUUAUUAUGCAUUAAAAGAAGCUGUAAAAUGUAAUUAUGAAAAUUGGAUGGUUUGGGACAACUUGAUGGUAGUCAGUGUGGAUUGUGGUUUUUUUGAAGAAGUAAUAAAUAAAUUAAUUUUUACAAAAUUCAAAAUAAUUUCUUUAAAUUCAAAAUUUACUAAAUCAUUUUUAAUACUAAAGGCAAUGAAAUGCUAUCACAGAUUAAUGGACUUGAAAAGUAAACAUGUAGAUUUGGAAGUUUUGAGUAUUCUAGUACAAGCUGUAAAAAAUAAUAUUAAAGAUGAAAAUGAUAGACCAGCAUCAGAGAAUAGGAAAUGUUUGUUGCAACUUUUUGGAAGACUUACAUCACAGGUUUGUUAAAUUAUGUUUUGAAAUGUUUAUAACCUAAUUAUUUAAAAAUCAAAAUAAUAUAUAGGUACAAAAUGAUGGUAACAUUUGGAAGUUGUAUGCACAUCUAGAAGCAGCAGUACCAAUAAUAAAUAAAGAAACAGCUGAUAAAGUUUUACACCAUUUACAAUGUGCCCAUCGUUUUACUACACAAGGCAACAAAUGGGCUCAAGAAAAAACCUCUUGCAUGACAGUCAUUGAGUUAUCAUUAGAACUUGCCAAAGGUUUGUUUGUACUUAUGUAAUAUAUAUAUAUAUAUAUAUAUAUAUUUACUAGUUAUCUAUCUAAAAAAAAACAAUGAAACUUUAAGGAGGUAAAAUUUUUCGACAGUUCCAAAUAAAAUUAUCAAAGAACACAAAAGAGAGAAAUAAUCAUAGGGCUGUUAUUGAGUUUUCUUGAUUAAUCAUCUCAAUGUACCUUUUUUUUAUCUUUAACAGUCUAACUUGUUAAAAUUAUACUAUAAUAUUAUAUAAGAACACUCGCUUUCCCUUGCAGUUUUUAUUCAUAAUUGAUCUAGGCCCUAGAAGUUAGUUGAUAAUUCAACUGUGGUAUUUAAAAGAUCAAUUGUGUGUAAAUAUUAAUUUCAACAAUUUGAUCUCAUAAAAUCUUUGUAUCUUCUAUAAGAAACUAAAGUUAUAAAAUUACUGUCCAAAACAAAUACAGAAACAUUGAAUAAUUAGAAAUGAUUUUAUUUAAAAUGGCAUAAUCAAUUUAAUAUAUUUUUAUUUGUUUGCAGCAUAUAUUGACUGCUGUAAUAAAACUGAAAACAAUGAAGUACAUAAAAAACAAUUUUUAUCAUCUGGAAAACUUAUGUUAGUGUCUGUAAUCUCCCAAAUUGAAGUUAGUAUAUUUUAAAAUACAUGUAUUUUGUGGUAGUAAAUUUAAAUUUUAAAUUAUUUGUUAUAUUAUGCAUGUAGAAAGAAAAACAAUUAUUAAUGGAAAAUAUGGACGUACAAGAAGAAUUUGAAAAAAUAAAAAAUAUUUUAAAAGAAAUCAAACUUCAAAUUUCAAUAAUAGUGUAAAUAUACAGCAUAAUAAUUAUGAUACAAUAUGUAUUAAACAAAUAUUUGUGAUCAUUCUUUCUGAAAAAUGUCUUGUUGUCAAAUAAUAUGAUAAUGUUGGAUUGAAUUCUUAGUAUUAUAUUAUCUAAAUCACAGGUGAAUGUUAAAUUUAUUGAUGAAGUAUAUGUUUAAAGUGUCAUAUAAUAAAAUAUUACUAUUAUUUACUAUUUUUUAAAAAUGAUUUUUAAAUAAAUUGUGCUUUAAGGUUAGUAAAUAUGUGUUUAUAGUUCAACUUAUAAACU